GCAGGAAGAAGUCAUGAGAACCCUGCAGAGUCCUGCUGCUGUAAUUCUGGACUGCAAAUCCCAGAGACCUCAGGGGCAGUAGGGAGAGGAAGUGAACACACAGCCAGAUAGCCUGCUCUAGCUGCCCCCACCUUCUGGUCUGAGCUACUGCAGGCAUGUGGCUGCAUUUCCUGAAUGAAAGAAGAAGGAGAUAGCUUAAGGAAAGCUAUGGAAGAACUGUAUCUGCAGAUUUUCUAUCAGAUUUAUUUUAGUGGUGAUCCUGACUCUCACCUGCCAUGCCUCUAUGGAAAUGUUUUUUUUCUUUUAUCGGGAGGGAUGGGGCCACAGGAGGACUUGAGGACACCUCCCAACCAAGACAGGUGAUGUGGACAAGGAGUACCCACGGCCGGGGUGAGGGUGAUUAAUGACAUACCUUGAUGUGAUGGAAGAAUGAAAAGUUAAUUCCCCAAUGAGAGCUGUUAUCAGAAGACACCCAGUCAAGCCAGUAAAAGUGAAUUCAUUUUAAUUGGUGGAGUUGGGCCCUUCCUCCCCAGCAUGAUCUCUCUUCCCAUGGACCACCCAGCUACAAAAAUGGGGAAUUUUCCAUGGCAAAGUGCAACGCUUAGUAUAAUUAUUAUAGCUGCUGUCCACACAGAAGCCAAGACCACACAGAAGCCACAUGCAAAGUUUACUAAGAUAAAGGUUCCUGAAGUGGAGGUCACUGAAGGAUUUGACACAUCCAUUGUCCCACCCACCGGUGAAAGCUCCUUUCCAGAAAUCUCAGAAAUGAGUGAAAUGACAACAGAUUUGUCCACUCUGCACCCUGCCUUCAGGACAGCCACCACUCUGUUUCCUUUUGAAAACUUUACUCUUGACACAGCUGAUUUCUUCUUUAAUUGCUGUGAUUGCUGUACCCCUGCAUCGGGUCAGAAAGGGGAACCAGGAGACCAUGGACUGCCAGGUCCUAAAGGAGAGACAGGGGAUACAGGCCUUCAAGGUUUACCAGGAAUUCCAGGAUUUCAAGGUCCAAAAGGCUUCAAAGGAGAAAAGGGAGAUAAAGGAGAACAUGGUGACCAAGGAACAAAUGGAAUUCCAGGGUAUCCAGGCAAACCAGGAGAACCAGGUGAAACUGGAGCUAAAGGUGAUAAAGGAAACCAUGGCCUUCCUGGCAUUAAAGGACAAAAAGGAGUAAAAGGGGACACUUGUGAUAAUGGGACCAAAGGAGAGAAGGGAGAUAAGGGAGAGUUGGGGUUACCAGGGUUAGAUGGGGAAAAUGGAGAUAAAGGAGAAAAGGGAGAUAUGGGUGAAAAGGGGCAUUGUGGAGAGCCAGGGGAGAGAGGGGAAAAGGGGGAAGUUGGAAUGAAAGGUGAAAAGGGCAGCAAAGGAGAUAUUGGAGUUGAGGGUAUUCAUGGUACAGAUGGGAAACAAGGAGAAAAGGGUGCACCUGGCAGUAAGGGUGAAAAAGGGGACUUGGGGCCAGUUGGUAUGAUGGGACCUCUUGGGCCAAAAGGAAUUCCUGGGAGCAAAGGAGCCCGGGGAGCUCUUGGAAAGAAAGGUGCCAGAGGUGUCAAAGGUUCCAAGGGUGACAAUUCAAAAGUCCCAAGAUCAGCUUUCAGUGCUAGCUUGUCAAAGCCUUUCCCACCCCCAAACACACCCAUUAAAUUUGACAAGAUUUUGUACAAUGACCAGGAAGAUUAUAAUUCUUCCACAGGGAAGUUCAACUGCAGCAUUCCUGGAGCAUAUGUCUUCACUUACCACCUGACAGUCAGAGGUCGGCCCGCUCGAAUAAGCCUUGUGGCACAAAAUAAGAAGAUGGUCAAAACUCGGGAAACCUUGUAUGGUCAAGAAAUAGAUCAGGCAUCUUUCUUGAUUAUUUUGAAAUUAAAUGCAGGGGAUCAGGUUUGGUUGGAAGUAGCACGGGAUUGGAAUGGGGUUUAUGUCAGCGCUGAGGAUGACAGCAUAUUUACAGGCUUUCUUUUGUACCCAGAUGAUGUUUUUGAGACUCUAGUAUAAACCUAUGGUGUUGAACACAUUUUCAAGAGACAUUUCUUUAACUCUGACUGUCAAAAAAAGAGAGAGGAAGUGUCACUUUAGUAAAUUAGAUUUCAUAAUCUUUUUAUAAAAAUAAUUUAUUUGUAAUAAACUGAUUAAUUUUAACUAAACAGACCCAAGAGGUGGAGCCUGCUUCUCUGCAUGUGCUUAAUAGCUAUGAUCAUGCAUAGAAAUAUUACUCUAGUGCAUACAGGCAGGGGUCUUCACAGUCCUGCUAGAGAACUGACUUAUUAAAAUUACACAUUGAAAUUCAUGGUGUUAGUUUAUUCAGAUCAAGCCAAAUGUUGCAGUCCUUACACAGUCAAAACUUGUGUGGGAGUCACCAUUGAAGAUAUUGAAUUUUGGGGUUUUAGAUAAGGAUUGUAGCGUUUGACUCAUAAAGAUUAAUCAGAUACAAUUGCAAGUAGCAGGUUUCUCCAAAUCAUAUUAAUAGAUUUAAAAAUGUUUGCUCACCAAACCAGACUUAUGUAGUACUUUCUACCUGGUAAUGCAUGAAAUAAAUGUUUGACAUAGGCUUUUACACUGAUUGAACAAUGUUGAUAUAAUAUAUCUGUUCAAAUUACUAUUGUACUUAU
Alligator sinensis (Chinese alligator) is the source of this 2606-nucleotide messenger RNA. It is a transcript of the gene OTOL1, whose product is annotated as otolin 1. Bases 535 to 1992 code for a protein of 485 amino acids. Gene Ontology annotation, molecular function: protein binding. The transcript has 10 exons. The record is from RefSeq and is a predicted model, not a curated record. NCBI's taxonomy places the organism in Eukaryota, Metazoa, Chordata, Crocodylia, Alligatoridae.